Messenger RNA from Haliotis rufescens (red abalone), 2187 nucleotides. RefSeq lists its product as uncharacterized. The transcript has 2 exons. The record is from RefSeq and is a predicted model, not a curated record. Lineage: Eukaryota; Metazoa; Mollusca; Gastropoda; Lepetellida; Haliotidae. The coding region runs from base 24 to 1724 and encodes 566 amino acids.
UGGAAAGAGCACUCACUGCCACGAUGCUGUCUGGAAUAGUCGUCCUUUUCAGUCUUCUUCUCACGGUUAAUUCGGCACAGCGGUAUGAAAGGCUUCAGAGACAAUACAGAGAAUUGGCUAACAAGGUCAGUGUACUGUCAGAGGGUCUCGACACAGUGAUGAAGAACAUGAAGAGGUAUGAGAAGAUAGACCGUGCCCUGCAAAAUCUGUGUGCGCAGCUCUCUGAAGAAGAUGAAGAAGUAGAUGAUGAUCAUGAUGAUGAUGAAGUGAAAUCAGGACCAUUGGAAGCAACCAAAAAGUAUGACCAAACAGAUAGCGUUCUGCACAAUACGAAUACUCAACUUUCUGGAGGUGACGGAGGAGGGAGGUCAGACUCAUUCAGGCUUCAAGAUGCAGACCUACAGGUAACAUUUGCUAAAGUGGAACCAGAUCAGGAGCAACAGUCUUUCUUCUUCCAAUAUUCAGCACCAGUUAAAGCAGUUGUAAGAGUACGUGCUUCGUUUGAUGACAGAAUAAUUAACGUUGAAAACAGGUUUGAUGAUGGACAUGGCAACAUCACUGUUCAUUCUAAUCAAUAUCUGAUGUUAACAUUAUUUUUACCAAACAGAGAACAAGUGCUUACUAAAAUGUACACGACAGUGAAUUCCGUAAAUGAAUCCGGACAAGUUGAUGUCCCUACGUUAAGUCUUAAUACUCUGCCGAGUGUGGAAGCUGUGUUCGAAAAAGGUUCAUCCACCAACAUUACAAUACGUUACGUAUCUGGUGGCGAAGGCUCUCAACCUGAUUCAGAUUAUAUUUUUUACGCUGUUAACACAACUGCGCCCAACACAAUUAACGCUUAUAACCAAAGAAGUCGACCUAACCCAGUGAUUGUGGGUGCGAGACCCACGAAGGAUGAUUCCAAUCACACGGACAUAAUAGUAACUAUCAAUGCUGAUAAGAAUGAUCGUGAAGGAAUCUUACUUCUCCGGCUUAAUCUCCAGCCAAUAAGGAUCACUAAAUUCGAUCUAUCCCUUGGCAAGGAACUACACAUUCCUGUCAGAAGGGCUGACCAUACUGCGCCCUUUCCGAAAGGAUAUUUGGGAUUUUACUUUGACCGUUUUUCAAGUUCUAUCCAAUCGGAUUUUUUGGGAUGUGCAGAACAUGGAAGUUGUACUGGAUCCGUUCUAUUGCUCGGUGACGACCCUAAAAAUAUAACUAUAUGGAGAAUAGUGGGUGGACUAAAGACAGCAACCAGUCUUGUAACGGCGAUGGAUGUUACAUCACUGUACACUGUAAGGAUGGUAUUUCGUUUGGUCAAUGCGUCCUUAUCAGACACAGGGAGAUAUGUCAUACAAGGGGCAAGUGUGUCUGGCGUGGUCAUUGAGAAAGAACUGCUUGUGGAAGUCCGGGGUCAAUUUUCUGUGGUGAAAAAGUCUUCAGACGUGAGGACAAAUACGCCAGAAAAACUUGUUGUCCGUUGCUUGGUCAUGGGGUACCCCUCACCAGAAAUUGGAUUCUAUGACAGGCCUUGGGGCGAAGCGGACCGCUAUCAGUUUGUGAGAGGACCAGGCGUGACAAUAAGAGGUCAUAAGAGUCUUGAUACCUCCUUCUCGGAGUUGACCAUACAAGGACCUCACGAGGAGAUCCAGGAAAUAUACUGUCAACCUGAAACGGAUACCUAUUCGGAGGAAUUUCUUCUUUAUGAUUCAAGUGAUGAGGAUGACGACAUUGCUGAUCUUUAGUGUUAUUUACGAAUGACCUAGGUGUCGUUCCUCAAAGCGACCUUAGCACUAUGGUGAUCGUGACCUUCACACCUUAACAUCGACUUCCGACAAUGUUAGUGCGAAGAUCGCUAUGUACUUUGAUUAUGAAGUAACAUAUUUGGAACUUCUUAGAUUCAUAGCAUGCAAUAUGUACAUUGACAGUCUUUUCAUUAUUAUUACUACUCUGUCACUUGUCAUUAACCAAACACAUGUUUGUAUACUAGGGUAACGGAUAUAAUAUGUAUCAAUGAACUGUUUAUCAUACAACGGAGAUAUUAGUGAGAAAUGAUCUUCUUUUCUUCAGGGUUUAAAUCCCAAAACUAAGAACCUCUGAGAGUCUUCAUGUCUCAAUAAUCACCCACACUGCAUUCCUACCGUCAUAAGACACCACAAUAAACCUAUAAGUAUAAAUGGCGAUAAUAAAUCAUUUUACUCUAAAUAC